Lutzomyia longipalpis is the source of this 4412-nucleotide messenger RNA. It is a transcript of the gene Syngr, whose product is annotated as synaptogyrin. Bases 219 to 890 code for a protein of 223 amino acids. Gene Ontology annotation, cellular component: neuromuscular junction; synaptic vesicle membrane. The record is from RefSeq and is a predicted model, not a curated record. Lineage: Eukaryota; Metazoa; Arthropoda; Insecta; Diptera; Psychodidae. The transcript has 4 exons.
AUGGGCUGUGCGUGUAUAGAACACACACACCCACAUCAUCUGACCACCCAGUUGUAGCAAGAGACGGGACCUUCUUCUUGGUGCAAAUUGUGCUGUAAUAUUUACCAUUUAGGAAGCAAAUUUCCAGCUCACCUGUAACUUAGUCCACCGUGUGACGUGGUGCGUGAUUAAAUACAUUGGGACGGUGUGUGAUUUGGUGAAGAAAAUCCCGUGAAAAAAUGGAAGGAGCUUAUGGUGGCUCCAAAGCUGGAGGUGCAUUUGAUCCCAUUGCAUUCGUGCAGAGACCCCAGGUGAUCCUGCGGGCUGUUUGUUGGCUGUUCGCCAUAAUUGUCUUUGGUUGUAUCUCAUCGCAAGGAUGGCGCGUUGAUGAGGCAACGGGAAAGGAUGUCUGCCUGUACAAUAAUGAUGCAAAUGCGUGCAACUACGGUGUUGGCAUUGGCGUUAUUGCCUUCCUAGCAUCAAUGGGCUUCAUUGUGGGGGAAUAUUUGUUUGAGCAAAUGUCCUCCGUAAAGACACGCAAGCACUACGUACUGGGUGAUUUGGCCUUCUCUGCCUUUUGGUCCUUUCUCUUCUUCAUCGGCUUCUGCUACCUCGCAAAUCAAUGGGGGAAAGCAGAGGAGCCACCAUUGGGGUAUGGUGUCAACAAUGUUCAAGCGGCUAUCGCCUUUUCCUUUUUCUCAAUCAUAACUUGGGCGGGCUGCGCUUUCUUUGCAUAUCAACGAUUCAAACAAGGCGUCGAUGCGGCUUUCGCUGCAUACGACGCUGAUCCCACCGGUGGAAAUGCCUAUUCAAGCUAUCCCGUGGGCAAUGAUACGGAGCAGUAUCAUGAACCUCCGUUCUCUGGACAACAGCAACGUGGCCCAAAUGAGUUUCAAGCUCCAACAUACUAAAAAAACAAACAACAUGAAAAUCGUGCAACGUUGAUAAGGGGAAGUAAUAUUUAUCUUGGCUGAAAAUUGAUAUUACAGCGGGAUGAGAUUGUGCAAGAAACAAAAAGAAAAAUCUCUCCCACCCACAAAUUGUUUUUUUUUUGCAAAAAUGCCGAGUGAAUUUACAUUUAAAAAAAGGGAGUUGUGUAUAAAAAUGGUGGACGGUACCAUCUUACAAAAGUAUUGCUAAAAUACUCACAAAAAAUGAGAAUAAAUAAUAAAAAAACAAAACUAAUAGAGAAUAAUGUGGGAGAUAUUUUAAACGAAUUGAUGGUGUUAAUGUUAAAUGCAUUAAAAAAAAGAUUAUAAAGAACAAAUAGAUUUGAGAAUAUAAAAGAUUUAUUGUUGUUUGCCGAAAGACAUUUAGUGAGAAACAAAAUACAAAAAUUAACGACUUUUUGUUAAUUUGCAAUUUGAGGUUAGGUUCACUUAUUUAGAGAUUUUUAUUUAGAUAGUAUUUUAUGGUUGACUUUACCUUCAUUUUCACACUAAACAAAAAAAAACUUCAAGCACCUUAAAAUCAAAUACAAAUUGAGGGACUCGUGAGGGUGGAUUUAAAAGAAAAUUUAAAAAAAAAAAAACUAUGAAUGAAUCAUAUCGAUGGUCCGCAUUUUGGCGGUUUUUUCGCUCAAGCACAUUCCCAUCGGAGUUGAUUUUCCUCAAAAGGACCAAAAAGAAAGACAAGAAGAAAAAAAAUCUCGAAUAUGUAUCCUCCGCAUCAAUAUCAUUCCCUUUCCCACCACAUUUUUCUCAAUCCCCAUCUUUUUCUAUGAAAAAAAAAUCUUUUCUACUAAAAAGAAAAUGAAGAAAAUUUUCUCGAGAAUUUUUGAAAAUGACCGCGCGUCCUUUUUAACGAUCAUUUUGCAUGAAGGAAAAGAAAGAAACGAUCCCACUUGCCAGAGGCUCGGGCCUACACAUUUUGCCCAUUUUGCCAUCUUCAUUUUUACGUAGUCUUUACUUUUUUUUCACACAUUAAAGCAAACAAACAGAAGAAUAAAUAAAAUGUAAAAUGCAAUAAAGUUGACUUAAGACAUGUUGAACAUUAAAAAAAGAAUGAAAGACACUCUGCUUUAUAGAAAAAAAAAUAACUUGAAUAAAUUGUAAUAAAGGAGAUUAUUGUAAUCUCUAAAUAUUUAUAAAAAAAAAUGCAUAACGUGUAAAAUUAUUAUUGUUUAAAAAAAUAAUAUAAAAGGAGUAGUUAAACUAAAAAAAAAAAAAAGAAAACUAUAUUCUAUAUUUAGAUGAAGAUUUCACAGGGUGUGACAAAUGAAAACAUUGUGACAAAUGAUCUGAAUUUAAAUAGCUGACAGCUGUCAAAAUUAAGAAAUGUCAGGGUUAUGUCAAAUGUGUCUAUGUCGUAAUGACAUUUGAUACAAAAAUUAAACAAAUUGACAAAAAAACAGAAAACAUUUCAAACUUUUCUUUUACUUAUGAAAAGCAAAACUGUUUAAAAAAAAUGACAGGUUAAGUUUUUUUUUAAAUUUCCAAUUCUUUUGACAGCUAGAGUUCAGAAAAGCAACUUUCGCGUAAAAUCAGAUCCAAAACUAAACUUUUAAAUUUCCUGUGGAUUUUUUUUUAAAAAACUAAAGGGUCGAUUUUGUAUUUUUUUUUCUUGUUAUUUAUUUACAAUUAAGGUUAAGUAAGAUCUAGGGAAUUCUUUGAAAAAUAUUAUAAGAUUUUCACAGUUUGUUUUUUUCCUCUAGCCGUAUUUUAAAAGGAAAAAGACUUUUCCAGAAUCUUUUAAAAAUCUUUCUAAAAGAAACUUCUAAAAGAAGUCUGGGAAAACACUUCUUUUUUUUUUAAUUUUUCUUUGACAAUGAGACUAUAGAACAAUUAAAAAAAAGAAAAUGUCAAAAUUUUAUAACACCUUUAAAAUUGCAAGAAAAGAAAAUAAAAGAUAUUUGACAGAAUUGAACCCUUAUUUUGAAUCUCAUUUGGAAAAACUAUUAAAAAAAGAAAAUUCUCUUCUCUUUCCCUAAACAUUGAAUACUUUUGCAGAUCAAUUGUCACACCCUGUUAAUUUUAAAGUGGAGCUAAAUGAAAAAAAAAGCGUUAAUAAUUCAUAUAUUAUAAAUUCUAGUCGCUGAAAAUGGAAAGAAUAAAAAUUAAAAUUAAGUAUAAAUAUAUAAAAUUGAUUUGUAAAAUUGAAUGUAAAUUAUUAAGGAAGAUUGGAGUGUUUAUUGAGGGAUUUUCUUUAAGGGGCAUAACAAAAAUCACACCGAAAAGGUCCAAGGCAACAUUUUGAGGAUUUUGUGGAACAAAAAUAAAAAGAAAUAAGAAAUUAAAUAAACUUGUCGAAAUAACCUUUUUGGUGUUGAUAAAAAGGUAAAAAAAAAGAACAAUAACUUGGUAAAUAGUAAAUCAACUAAAAGUAUAAACUUCACCCACCAAACACUUUUUUAGAGAGAAAUUUUAAAUGAAUUUUUCGUUUUUUUUCUUUAUUCUUUGUAUUAUAAUUUCUCCGCUCUACAAAUAAAUGAUAAAGGUUUGUCGGCUAGUUAAUCACUUAACAAAAAAAAAAAAACACGACAAAAUUAAUAAAUUUGCGUAUAAACUAUGUGUUCCCAUUGAAGUUACAACUUAAUUAAAUUAAAAAGUGAGAAAUACAAAAAAUAAAAAAUAAAAUAAUUGUAGAAUGUUUGUAGUUAUAUUUAGUAGGAAUGUGAAUGAAGAAGAAAAUCACAGAAAGGAGACGCUUAAAGUUGAGCAAAAGGAAACAAUAAAAUUACUUAAAAAAGAGAAUAUUAAUUGUGCGAUAAGAAGAAACAAAGACUUUGUUUAAUACGUUAAUUUUAACAAAUUAUUUUUCUUUCCUUUUUGUGAUAAACACCUUGUUGAUAUUUUCACGUAUUUUUAAUGAAAAAAAUUAAGUUUUCCACCACCACCAUUUUUUUUUAAAUAAUUUUUCUUUGAAUAAAAAAAACCUCACACCCACCCACCCACUCUGUAGAAGAAGAAACAAAAUGAAAAGAAGAAAAUUAAAUAAAAAAAUGAUUCAAUAAAGCCCAGCAGGAAGUAAAUGAAUAAAAAAACUCAUGCCAAAAUUAUAUACAAUAAAAAACUGUUUUAAAAAUAUAUACACAGAGGAUAUACUAAAAGAAAAAAAAAGAAAGAAAAUAAUUAAAAUAAAAGAUUUGCAGUGUUACCCACAAAUUCUCCCGGAAAUUGCGCGGGAGAUUUGUGUGGGAGAGCUUUUUGUGGAAUGUAAAAUUGGACAGGAAACACAGUAUUUUUGUGAUAAAUGCAAAAAUAUAGUAAAAAACACACACACUAACAAACAAACAACACGGUAGAAUUGCAAAAGUAAAGAAGAAAAAAAAACUUUAAAGAACUAGCGCAAAAGGUUCCCUCUUGCGAGUUUGUGACGUAAAAUGGUGGUGCAGAGGAGAUACCAACAAAAUAAGAAAAAAAAGAAACUAAUGUACGUUUAUAAAUAACUUAUUGUGAAUAAUAAAGUAUAUUCCCUCGAUGGUAAGAUAAAAA